Molecule: messenger RNA, 1179 nt
Organism: Fusarium odoratissimum NRRL 54006
Lineage: Eukaryota; Fungi; Ascomycota; Sordariomycetes; Hypocreales; Nectriaceae
Product: 40S ribosomal protein S26E
Exons: 3
Coding region: 180-494 (104 amino acids)
Biological process (GO): translation
Cellular component (GO): ribosome; cytosolic small ribosomal subunit
Molecular function (GO): structural constituent of ribosome; mRNA binding
Source: RefSeq, a predicted model, not a curated record
GCGAUCCGCUUGAGAUUCGGGAGUGCUUUGCCCUACUGCCCACCAAACCGAAAAAGUGGACUGGCCCUCAACGUCAAUCGACUAAACGCACAUUUCAGAGUGCGCCUCUUCUCUUCUUCUUUUUCCUUUUCUCUUCACUUGCGUGGACCUGAAUAUUUACAUCAGCAGCAACCGUCAAAAUGGUCAAGAAGAGAAAGAACAACGGCCGAAACAAGAAGGGCCGCGGCCACGUCAAGCCCAUCCGAUGCAGCAACUGCUCGCGAUGCACCCCCAAGGACAAGGCGAUCAAGAGAUUCACCAUCCGCAACAUGGUUGAGUCUGCUGCUAUUCGUGACAUCUCGGAUGCCUCCGUCUUCGCGGAGUACACCGUGCCCAAGAUGUACCUGAAGCUGCAGUACUGCGUCUCUUGCGCCAUUCACGGCAAGAUUGUCCGGUACGUUGUCCUCCCCGGGAGUGUGACAACUGCGCCCUGGUUGCGUAUGUGCUUCAGAUGAGCCUUGGAGUACUUUUAUGAAACCAUACACACUCCCAGCCUGCUGCGCAGUUGAUGCCACACUCCCAGUACGUUCUCCCCACCGAAUUUGAGCUGACCAGAUUAUCACAGUGUCCGAUCCGUCGUUGGCCGACGCAACCGUGCCCCUCCCCCUCGCGUCCGCUACAACAAGGACGGCAAGAAGAUCGUCCCUACUGCCCCUAAGGCUUAAAUGGGUUGAUAUGGCUUGUCUUGGGAUGGAGUCCGGUUAUGAUAGCAUCAUUCAAAAAAUAACGGAUGGGAUGAAUACCUUUGGGAUUAUGAGUCUAAGAGAUUCCAAAAUUCAAUCGGACGACGUUUGAUGUCCACACGUCAUUGACAAAUAUCUUGCUGUUCCUCCCUUCGCUUUGUGUGAUUGAUGUGACUGUUUUUGGCUUAAAUGUUGAUUGUAUGCGGCCGAGUGUCACGUCGCAUCCAAUGACCUGUAGAUGAAGGCGUCGAUAUGAUCCCAAUAAGCAAACUGUUGCCAGGCUCAUAUUGCCGGUCGGCGGACACCCAUUUGCUGUUACUUUGGAUGUUUCAAUUGCUGUGGGAGCAUUUGAAGAUCAUGUAGAAGUCGACCAUUCUUUUUCUGUGCGCGAUUCCAUGGUUAUGUCCUGCAAUUUGAGUGUUCAUAGUUUAUUGUGGUGAACUCCAUGGGCCAACAU